Molecule: messenger RNA, 327 nt
Organism: Striga asiatica
Lineage: Eukaryota; Viridiplantae; Streptophyta; Magnoliopsida; Lamiales; Orobanchaceae
Source: the annotation of a GenBank genome assembly
AUGUCGGCAAGUUCCAGCUCAGAUUCAAAGAGAUUCAAAUUAGUAUGUUCAUGUGGAGACGAACCAGUAAAUGACCUGGAGGAGCAAUUAAAAUGCAAAGAAGUUACUGCAGUAGCAAUGGCUGAGAGGCUGAAAAUGAAGGAAGAUGAACUAUUGUAUCUUAAAUCCAAAGUAAAUGACUUGGAGAAGCAAGUACAAGUCUUGUCCAAGCGAAACAUCUUCAGAAACCGUAUUGUGUGUGUGUCAGUUGUGUUAUUUGUUGUUUUGCUUUUUUCCUUGGGUAAAGGGGAAAAUGUUACUUUAUUUCACUUCACAACCAUCUUAUAA